Messenger RNA from Ziziphus jujuba (common jujube), 1848 nucleotides. RefSeq names its product polycomb group protein EMBRYONIC FLOWER 2. Gene Ontology annotation, cellular component: nucleus. Gene Ontology annotation, molecular function: chromatin DNA binding. The coding region runs from base 203 to 1498 and encodes 431 amino acids. NCBI's taxonomy places the organism in Eukaryota, Viridiplantae, Streptophyta, Magnoliopsida, Rosales, Rhamnaceae. The record is from RefSeq and is a predicted model, not a curated record. The transcript is spliced from 15 exons.
AAGGAAAAUAAAAUAAAAUAAAAUAAAAGAAAAAGUAAAAAAGAGAAGGUAAGUCCAAAAUCCCAAUUCCCGAGUUCGUAGAUCCGAAAAAUGGUCCGGUUCGCCGGCGCUGUGAAACCUAGGAGAAAUAAAAGCUCCCGAAUUCUGACUACGAAUCGAAAAAAAUUCGAAACAAUUUCAGUGCAAAAGGCAUCUCGAGGAGAUGUGCCAUCAAAAUGCUUGCGUGCAUCUGUCGGUAGAAGAAACAGCUGUAUUGGAGGAGAGUCUGCUUGUAUAUUGCAAGCCUGUUGAGCUCUACAACAUUCUUCGCAGCCGUGCCAACGACAAUCCAUCAUUUCUUCGAAGAUGUUUACGUUACAAAAUUCAAGCAAGACGUAGAAGGAGGCUGAGGGCUGGAAUGGUAAUCUUCAACUAUAGAGACUGCCAUAACAUGUUACGAAAGACUGAAGUUACUGAAGGCUUCUCUUGUCCAUUUUGCUUGAUGCAAUGUGCAAGCUUUAAGGGCCUGCGUUAUCAUUUGUUGUCUUCACAUGACCUUUUCAACUUUGAGUUUUGGGUAACUGAAGAGUAUCAAGCAGUCAAUGUUUCUGUAAAUAUUGCCAUAUCGAGAUCAGAGACUGUUGCAGAUAGAGCAUUCCCACAACACCAGUCAUUCUUCUUCUGCUCAAGAUCAAGAAGGCUCCGGCCAAAGAACCUUCUUCAAAAGAAAAAGCAUGUUGAUGUACAAUUUUUGGAGUUGGACUCAUCUACACUUGCCAGUGAAGGAACAAUCAAGGGAUUUUCAGAGAAGGAUGAUGAUGCUGUAUCUUGCAAAGGUGAAAAGGCAUCAAAAUCAUUUUGUUGUGAGAAAAAUAUGCAGAGUGGUAGGCAUGGACAGGAAAACAAUGAUCGUGAUUGUCCUAGUUCCAUGGAGUGCAUAGAACGUGUCGGAUCAAGUUCCAAUGUUCCAGGAAUUACUAUUGCCAUGGCGCAAUCUUCCAUGGACCUUGAUUGUGCCAAACCGCUCUCAGGAAGUGAUCCUGCCCCUCCUGCUAAGACAAAGAAAACCAUUGAGCGAUCAGACCCUAGAAACCGCGUGCUCCUGCAGAAACGACAAUUCUAUCACUCGCACAGAGUUCAGCCUAUGGCAUUAGAGCAAGUGAUGUCAGAUCGUGAUAGUGAAGAUGAAGUUGAUGAUGACAUUGCAGAUCUUGAGGAUAGAAGGAUGCUUGAUGAUUUUGUGGAUGUUACCAAAGAUGAAAAAAAGCUUAUGCAUCUUUGGAAUGCAUUUGUGAGACAGCAAAGGGUGUUGGCAGAUGGCCAUAUUCCCUGGGCAUGUGAGGCAUUUUCAAAACUUCAUGGAGAAGAGCUGGUCUCAUCUCAAGCUCUUUUUUGGUGUUGGAGGUUGUUCAUGAUCAAACUAUGGAAUCAUGGUCUUCUAGAUGCCUGCACCAUGAACAACUGUAAUAUAAUUCUUGAGGAACACAGAAACAAGGUACCAGACGCUAAAACAAGUUAAGAUGAAUAAUAACUAUCUCGGCUUUGUAGAGUACCAAGAUGAGAUGGGUAUAGGUUACUUUUGCCUUUAGAGUUUUGUUUUAUUCUCCAAUUUCGAUUAUUAUAUAUUGCACAAGUGGAGUCAAAUUCAUUUUAUAGACAAGAGUAGGGAAUAUGUGGGGGGUUUUCCAUCUCUCUGUUGUUUUUAGAUCAAGUGAGCCUCUCAUUGUCAUUGGCUUAAUUUGGAGAAAAAAAAGGAAAUCAGCUCCUUUGGCCCCUCUGAGCUGUUAUCAUGUUUAAUUCUAAUUUUACCAUUCUUGUUAUGUUAACCAUUAUUAUAUAGUGAGCAAUUUAAAUCUACGUUCUUAUAAA